Messenger RNA from Vicia villosa (hairy vetch), 1167 nucleotides. RefSeq lists its product as uncharacterized. Bases 1 to 1167 code for a protein of 388 amino acids. The transcript is spliced from 12 exons. Lineage: Eukaryota; Viridiplantae; Streptophyta; Magnoliopsida; Fabales; Fabaceae. The record is from RefSeq and is a predicted model, not a curated record.
AUGUCAAGGCCUGUUGAGAGAAUAGCAGAGAUCAAUGAUGGAAAAGAGCUUUGGAAGAUUGUUGUUAGGAUUCACCACAGAUGGAAAGUUGUCUCCAACAACAAGGAACAUUUUGAAAUGAUCUUUGUUGACAAAUUGGGAGAUGAUAUUCAUGCUGUUGUUCCAGCACCUCAUGUGUCGGUGUUCACCGAAAAAUGCUUAUUAGGGCAUACUUAUACUGGAGAUGUCGUUGGAAUGGUGGAUAGUAUUGGUUAUGCACAGACUGAGUCAGGUGCAAAGAAGCAGCAAAUUAGCAUGAUGUUGCGUGAUCACAGCAACAACAUGUUGAAUUGUACUCUGUGGGAAUCAUACGCGGAUCAGUUCAUCAGGUUUAACAAAGUUAGGGUUGCUGCAUCACUCCCUACAGUUGUGUUGCUUCAGUAUGCCAAAGUGAAGGAAGAAGGAAAGUAUCCUCUGUCUGUGACAAACACCUACAAUGUGACCCUUUUAUGUGUUGAUGCUGAUUUUCCGGUCAUGAAAGACUUUAUUGAUAGAAUGCCUGAGGAGAGCAAGGUAACCCUGUCUGAACAACUUGGAGGGAAUUCCCAAUAUUCCUCCCAAAGUUCUGAAAAUCAACAGCUCACUCCUGUGCAAAAAUUGUUCUCAAAGGCUGUUGUUUUGCCUAUUGCUGAGAUUAUUCAACUUACGGAUGUUACAUUUUGUGCUACUGUCGCUACAACAAAAUUAUUAGUAGCAUCUCCGUUUGGAUGGUAUAAGAUUGAAAUUGAGGUUACUCACGGGGGCCAAAGCUACAAUUUUGUCUUCUGGAACAGAGAAUGUGAAAUGUUGUUGGGUUUAUCUGCAUCGCAACUUCGUAACACUAUGAUUCAGGCUGGAAUUACUGAUCCAUUGGACUUUCCGUUAGCACUUGAUCAGUUGUUGAAGUUGGAAAUGGCUAUGAAGAUUAAAGAGAGUGUUGAUGAGGCUAAAACAGAUGCCAAUGAAGACUGUGAAUUGGUUACAGACCUGGAAAUUACAUUUGAGCACAAGCCUGAUGCUGUCACACCUGGUGGUAAGAGGCAUCUUCCUGCUGCAUCAAGUGAAUCCAUUGAUUUGGACGGAUUACAUGAUGGGGAACUGUCAUCAAACAAGCUGAAGAAGAUAAUUAAAAUGGAGAAGAUUGAUUAG